AUGUUAAACCAACGUACUAUGUCACGAGAAGACGAAAUUUUGAGAGAUCUUCGGUUUUAUAGACUUCAAAAAGAUACAUUGGAAAAAGCAGUUAAAUAUGUUAAAGAUGAACCACGUAUUGAAAAGUUGAUCAGUUACUGGCGUACAAUUGCACAGAUGGCUUCUAAUUAUGUUUAUAAUGAGCAAUCGGUAAAGUUUUCACGAUGUGGUGGAUUUAGAAAAUGGCAAGAGGAAACUUGGGAACGCGAAAUCGCUGAAGAGAGGAGUAAAUUGAACGAUGCGCGUGAGAUGUUGCUUUUAGAGCUUAAAGACAUGCAAAAAGAGAUGGACGAGGAAGAUAUUGAGUGCAUCAUGAAAGAAUUCAAUGAAUUGCAUGGCUUGGACGACGACGGUGAGGUUAUAGACGAAAAGGAGAUGCCAGAGUUCACUGAUGACUUCACCAUGAAAGAUCUCUAUAGAAUUUUGAAACUCGAUUAUGAUCUCGUUUAUGAGACAUAA
Lodderomyces elongisporus is the source of this 498-nucleotide messenger RNA. RefSeq lists its product as uncharacterized. Bases 1 to 498 code for a protein of 165 amino acids. Lineage: Eukaryota; Fungi; Ascomycota; Pichiomycetes; Serinales; Debaryomycetaceae. The transcript has 2 exons. The record is from RefSeq and is a predicted model, not a curated record.